Messenger RNA from Setaria italica (foxtail millet), 517 nucleotides. RefSeq lists its product as uncharacterized. The record is from RefSeq and is a predicted model, not a curated record. Bases 1 to 447 code for a protein of 148 amino acids. The transcript is spliced from 3 exons. NCBI's taxonomy places the organism in Eukaryota, Viridiplantae, Streptophyta, Magnoliopsida, Poales, Poaceae.
AUGAUCAUGGAAAAGGUGAAGCAACGAAUAUGGUUUGGGACGGAGUCAGCGUCGUCGUCGUGUUCAGCUAGGGCCAUCGAGCGUGCAGGCGUGCAGUGCUUGCCAGGACAGGCAAGAAUGGCGCAGCGUACAGCGUUUCCGUUUGUCGGGGAAGCUGCACAGCAACCUGCAUACGUGAUAGAUGACCCUCAGCACCUGGUGCUGAGCGCCGACGCCACCGUGGCCGACCUCGUGCGCGCCGCCGUCGCGGCCUACGUCCGCGAGGGCCGCCGCCCGCCGAUCCACCAGCACCCCGGGGGCGCGGCGGACGGCGGCGACGCGGCCGACGGGUUCGAGCUGCAUUUCUCCAAGUACUCCCUCGAGAGUUUGAGGCCCGAGGAGAAGGUGCUGGAUCUGGGGUCUCGUAACUUCUUCCUCUGCGCCCGGAGAUCCGCAGCCUCUGCUUGAGCUUACAUUAGCUUCCACCAGUAAUCGGCUCAAUGACGAAGAAUAAGAAACUAUAGAAUCAAAAAGAUAA